Molecule: messenger RNA, 1330 nt
Organism: Truncatella angustata
Lineage: Eukaryota; Fungi; Ascomycota; Sordariomycetes; Amphisphaeriales; Sporocadaceae
Exons: 1
Coding region: 37-1041 (334 amino acids)
Cellular component (GO): kinesin complex
Molecular function (GO): protein binding
Source: RefSeq, a predicted model, not a curated record
AACAACCUAGGUCUCCUUUACGCCGACCAAGGCAAGAUGCAAGAGGCGGAGGAGAUGUACUUGCGGGCGCUUCGAGGGUACGAGAAUGUGUGGGGACCGGAUCACACGUCGACACUAGACACGGUCAACAACCUAGGGAACCUUUACAAAGCCCAAGGCAAGAUGCAAGAGGCGGAGGAGAUGUACUUGCGGGCGCUUCGAGGGGAGGAGAAUGCGUGGGGACCGGAUCACACGUCGACACUAAACACGGUCAACAACCUAGGUCUCCUUUACGCCGACCAAGGCAAGAUGCAAGAGGCGGAGGAGAUGUACUUGCGGGCGCUUCGAGGGUACGAGAAUGUGUGGGGACCGGAUCACACGUCGACACUAGACACGGUCAACAACCUAGGGAACCUUUACAAAGCCCAAGGCAAGAUGCAAGAGGCGGAGGAGAUGUACUUGCGGGCGCUUCGAGGGAAGGAGAAUGCGUGGGGACCGGAUCACACGUCGACACUAGACACGGUCAACAACCUAGGUCUCCUUUACUCCGACCAAGGCAAGAUGCAAGAGGCGGAGGGUAUGUACUUGCGGGCGCUUCGAGGGAAGGAGAAUGCGUGGGGACCGGGUCACACGUCGACACUCGACACGGUCAACAACCUAGGUCUCCUUUACAAAGCCCAAGGCAAGAUGGAAGAGGCGGAGGAGAUGUACUUGCGGGCGCUUCGAGGGUACGAGAAAGCCGUCGGACCUCAACAUAUCGCGAGAUAUCGACCAGCAAUCAAUGCGACGUGGGGUUUCGGAGCCUUGUUAUGGGAUCAGGGCAAGCUGGUGGAGGCGAGGACAUACUAUCAACGCGCCCACGACAAUCUUGAGGCGCUGCUAGGGCCUCAGCAUAGAGAUGUUCAAUCACUGCACAAUGCCUUACUCGAACUGCAUCAGAGGAUCCAUGGUAAGCUUUUGUUACCACGUUUGGUUUUUGUAAAUUUGUUUAAUAACGAGUGCAGAUACGGUAUCCCCACAACAAGCUCGGAAGACCACACGCCGAGACGUUCUCGAAAAUGACCUCUCGCAUCCCCGUAAGGCGGAAAUGAUCCUAAAUAACGAAUACUUGCAGCCUCUUAUACAUAGCUCGUAGCUAGUCUAGUUAGCAUGCUUUUUGCUUUCUUAUUCUUUAGCCAGGCAGAGUGCAUAGCUUGAUCUAGUUGUUAGUAACCGCGUAAGAAACUACGUUAUAGCCUAUUGCUUUAUAAUCGACGUCCUUUAUAAAAUGUAAACAAAUCCUAUCGUUAUUUGCGACCCAUGCCGUUCUAUUAAAGUUUGUGUGUAUGGAAUGAAACGCAGUAAUUAGAUA